Haemonchus placei is the source of this 564-nucleotide messenger RNA. The record is from the annotation of a GenBank genome assembly. NCBI's taxonomy places the organism in Eukaryota, Metazoa, Nematoda, Chromadorea, Rhabditida, Trichostrongylidae.
UGUGUGGUAUUCUAUUCGCCGAGCUGCCAUUACUGGCUAGUUGUCUUGUCUUGUACUUGUAAUGUUUUACAGUUUUCGUUCAAUGGCGCAGUUCAUCAUGAGAUGUUCAUUGGCGAUUAUCAUUUUCAGAUUCCCCGACGUGAAAAAGUAAAACAUUCCGUCUUGAACGCUCGCUUUAAAUGGAUGCUCGAGUUAUUUAUGAAAAAUCGCGGAGUAUGGCCUGAGCAUGUUAUCAUUACGCGAGACGGAGUGUCAGAGGGACAGUAUAGAAUGGUAUGCAGCCAAGCGAAUUUUUUAAUUCAAAUAUGCAGUAAUGGUGGAUUUGUUCAGGUCGUCGAUGAAGAGUUGUUUGCGAUCAAAGAAGCUUGUGAGGAAUUUGGUAAUAUGCAUGGACGAGAUUCAUGGAUGCCACGAUUCACCGUAAUAGUGGCUACAAAACGUCAUAAUGCUCGAUUUUUUGUGGAAAAAAGGGGUAAGCAGAAAUUUUCAGCCAGUUUUGUUGCCGACAAAACUUUUUAUCACGUUAUUUUAAGGCAGAUUUCAAAAAAUCUGGAGCUCUCUUAA